This is a messenger RNA of Eurytemora carolleeae, 646 nucleotides long. RefSeq lists its product as uncharacterized. NCBI's taxonomy places the organism in Eukaryota, Metazoa, Arthropoda, Copepoda, Calanoida, Temoridae. Bases 1 to 489 code for a protein of 162 amino acids. The record is from RefSeq and is a predicted model, not a curated record. The transcript is spliced from 4 exons.
AUGUCUGCUUCAUCCUUUAUAUUGCUAGGAAUUAGCCCGGUGUCCUUGGCCCCUGUACAGGAGGAUCAAGAGGAUCAAGAGGAUCAGUUGGAUCAAGAUGAACAGCAUGAAGUUGAACCAGAACAUACCAAACCAUCAGUUCGUAAGAAGCGACGAUCCACCCUAAAUAAUGUCACAAGCUUGAAGGCUAUAGAAGAGGAACCAGGACAGUCCACCAGCGGGCCUGGUUGUAGCGUAGACAAAUCUGCGGUUACGACAUCUAAGCGGUUAAACAAAUUCUCCGAUUCCGGAUUUGCAACCCCUGAUCAGGGUUCUUCCCGUCAACUCCGACGACGGACGAUUAUCACGCUGGGAGAGACGGACGGUCUCAUGUUCUUCUCUCCCCUAGCUCCGACAGAGGAGGAGAAGGUAGAACCGCAGAAGAAGGUUGAUAAAAAUACCAAGAAAUAUGGUCUCAAGAAUAAUAGGAAGUCCCGAAGAAUCCGUUAAGAUGAUUGCUCUGUGUUGGCGCUAUGAGAAUAUAAUCAGUAUAUUAAAUAAUCAUUAACCCAUGUUCAUUUAAGCGUCUUAUUUAUUUUAAAAUCUCUGUGACCGAAGUCUAGAUAAUAUGAUUUGAAAUUAUAUUUUCAAACUAAUUUUUUCCAGA